Messenger RNA from Staurois parvus, 262 nucleotides. NCBI's taxonomy places the organism in Eukaryota, Metazoa, Chordata, Amphibia, Anura, Ranidae. The record is from the annotation of a GenBank genome assembly.
ACUGGUUUAGUCUGAACUGAUGGGGCCACUGCCACAGCUCUGGGCCAAAGCUCAUUGGCCUAGCACUGACAGUUGCCUUGCAAGCAGGGGUGGACUGACAACUCAUUGGGCUCCCGAGCAAUAGGGGAUCAUGGAGCCUCUGUGUCCUUGCCCAAACUCAAAGAAGCCUAUGAAAAAGGUACCAGGGGCAUCUCAUGGGGCCCCCUACUGACCCCGGGCCCUUGGUCAGUGCCCGAGUUUCCAAAUGGUCAGUCCGCCCCUG